CCCUCCCUCCGCGGAUGUCGGUGCGCGGGCCCGGGACGCGCCGCCCCGCGGGCAGCACGGCGUGAGGAGCCGCCGCCGCGCCGCCGACCGCCGGCAUGGGGCCGCUGCUGGCCCUGGCCGGGUGCCUGCUGGCCCUGCUGGCCGCGCCCGCCGCCCGCGCCCUCGAGGCACCGAAGACAUGUAGCCCUAAACAGUUUGCAUGCAAAGAUCAGAUUACGUGCAUAUCUAAGGGCUGGCGCUGUGACGGGGAAAAGGAUUGUCCGGAUGGCUCGGAUGAAUCACCCGAUAUAUGUCCUCAGAGCAAGGUGUCUCGAUGCCAGCCCAACGAGCACAACUGCCUGGGCACGGAGCUGUGCAUUCACAUGAGCAAACUGUGCAACGGGCUCCACGACUGCUUCGACGGCUCCGAUGAGGGGCCGCACUGUCGGGAACAAAUAGCAAACUGCACGGCCCUGGCCUGCCAGCACCACUGCGUGCCGACGCUGAGCGGACCAGCCUGCUACUGCAACAACUCCUUCCAGCUGGCCCAGGACAGGAGGAGCUGCAAAGACUUUGAUGAAUGCACCAUCUACGGGACCUGCAGCCAGACGUGCACCAACACGGAGGGCUCCUACACGUGCAGCUGCGUAGAAGGAUACCUCCUGCAGCCUGAUAACAGAUCCUGCAAAGCCAAGAAUGAGCCUGUGGACCGCCCUCCCGUGCUGCUCAUCGCCAACUCCCAGAACAUCCUGGCCACCUACCUGAGCGGAGCCCCUGUGCCCAACAUCACCCCCACCAGUGCCAAGCAGACCACAGCCAUGGACUUCAACUACAUUGAAGACACGGUGUGCUGGGUUCACGUGGGCGACAGCCCCGCACAGACCAUCCUCAAGUGUGCCAAGAUUCCCAACCUGAAGGGCUUCGUGGAAGAGCGCUCCAUCAACAUCUCCCUUAGCCUACACCAUGUGGAGCAAAUGGCUAUUGACUGGCUCACGGGCAACUUCUACUUCGUGGAUGACAUCGAUGACAGGAUCUUUGUCUGCAAUAAGAAUGGAGUCACCUGUGUCACGCUGCUGGACCUGGAGCUGUACAACCCCAAGGGCAUAGCGCUGGACCCAGCCAUGGGCAAAGUGUUCUUCACCGACUACGGGCAGAUCCCCAAGGUGGAGCGCUGUGACAUGGAUGGGCAGAACCGCACCAAGCUGGUGGACAGCAAGAUCGUCUUCCCCCAUGGCAUCACCUUGGACUUGGUGAACCGGCUGGUGUACUGGGCUGAUGCCUACCUGGACUAUAUUGAGGUGGUGGACUACGAAGGCAAGAACAGACAUACCAUCAUCCAGGGCAUCCUGAUUGAACACCUCUACGGGCUAACCGUCUUCGAGAACUACCUCUAUGCCACCAACUCUGACAACGCCAACGCUCAGCAGAAAACCAGCGUCAUCCGGGUCAACCGCUUCAACAGCACCGAGUACCAGGUGGUGACGCGGGUGGACAAGGGAGGAGCGCUGCACAUCUACCACCAACGGCGCCAGCCCACAGUGAGGAGCCAUGCCUGCGAGUCCGACCAGUUCGGCAAGCCGGGAGGCUGCUCGGAUAUCUGCCUCCUCGGGAACAGCCACAAGACCCGAACCUGCCGGUGCCGCUCCGGGUUCAGCCUGGGCAGCGAUGGGAAGUCCUGCAAAAAGCCCGAGCACGAGCUGUUCCUGGUGUACGGGAAGGGGCGUCCGGGCAUCAUCCGCGGCAUGGACAUGGGGGCCAAGGUGCCAGAUGAGCACAUGAUCCCCAUCGAGAACCUCAUGAACCCCCGAGCACUGGACUUCCACGCUGAGACUGGCUUCAUCUACUUUGCUGACACCACCAGCUACCUCAUCGGGCGCCAGAAGAUCGAUGGCACGGAGCGAGAGACCAUCCUGAAGGACGGCAUCCACAACGUGGAAGGGAUCGCUGUGGACUGGAUGGGGAACAACCUAUACUGGACAGAUGACGGCCCCAAAAAGACCAUCAGCGUGGCUCGGCUGGAGAAGGCCGCCCAGACGCGAAAGACGCUGAUCGAGGGGAAGAUGACCCACCCGCGUGCGAUCGUGGUGGACCCCCUGAACGGGUGGAUGUACUGGACGGACUGGGAGGAGGAUCCCAAGGACAGCAAGAGGGGCAAGAUCGAGAGAGCCUGGAUGGACGGUUCCAACCGCAAUGUCUUCAUCACCUCCAAGACUGUCCUGUGGCCCAACGGGUUGAGCCUGGACAUCCCGGCCAAGAUCCUUUACUGGGUGGAUGCUUUCUAUGACCGCAUUGAGAUGGUCUAUCUCAACGGCACCGAGCGGAAGAUCGUGUACGAGGGGCCUGAGCUGAAUCACGCCUUCGGGCUGUGCCACUACAGCAACUUUCUCUUCUGGACCGAGUACCGCAGCGGCAGCAUCUACCGCCUGGACCAGGCCUCCAAGGUGGUGAGCCUGCUGCGGAACGAGCGCCCGCCCAUCUUCGAGAUCCGGAUGUACGACGCGCAGCAGCAGCAAGUGGGCUCCAACAAGUGCCGUGUAAACAACGGCGGCUGCAGCAGCUUGUGCCUGGCCACCCCCCGGGGCCGUCAGUGCGCCUGUGCCGAGGACCAGAUCCUGGGAACGGACUCCGUCACCUGCCAGGCCAACCCGUCCUACAUCCCCCCUCCGCAGUGCCAGCCCGGGGAGUUCGCCUGCAAGAACAACCGCUGCAUCCAGGAGCGCUGGAAAUGCGACGGGGACAACGACUGCCUGGACAACAGUGACGAAGCCCCUGAGCUCUGCCACCAGCACACCUGCCCCUCAGACCGUUUCAAGUGCAAGAACAACCGCUGCAUCCCCAACCGCUGGCUCUGCGAUGGGGACAACGACUGCGGGAACAAUGAGGACGAGUCCAACUCCACCUGCUCGGCUCGGACCUGCUCCCCCAACCAGUUCUCCUGUGCCAGUGGGCGCUGCAUCCCCAUCUCCUGGACGUGUGACCUGGACGAUGACUGCGGGGACCGCUCCGACGAGUCUGCCUCGUGCGCCUACCCAACCUGCUUCCCCUUGACGCAGUUCACCUGCAACAACGGGCGCUGCAUCAACAUCAACUGGCGGUGUGACAACGAAAAAGAUUGUGGGGAUGGCUCUGACGAAAAGAACUGUCCAAAGCCUACCGACAACGACUGUGGGGACAACAGUGACGAGGCGGGCUGCAGCCACUCCUGCUCCAGCAACCAGUUCAAGUGCAACAGCGGGCGCUGCAUCCCUGUGCACUGGACAUGCGACGGGGACAAUGACUGCGGGGACUACAGCGACGAGACUCACGCCAACUGCACCAACCAGGCCACGCGCCCACCCGGGGGCUGCCACACGGAUGAGUUCCAGUGCCGGCUGGAUGGACUCUGCAUCCCCAUGCGCUGGCGCUGCGACGGCGACACGGACUGCAUGGACUCCAGUGACGAGAAGAACUGCGAGGGCGUCACCCAUGUCUGCGACCCCAACGUCAAGUUUGGCUGCAAGGACUCAGCCCGCUGCAUCAGCAAGGCCUGGGUCUGCGACGGCGACAGUGACUGCGAGGACAACUCGGAUGAGGAGAACUGCGAGUCCCUGGUGUGCAAACCUCCCUCCCACACCUGCGCCAACAACACCUCCAUCUGCCUCCCCCCCGAGAAGCUCUGUGACGGCUCUGAUGACUGUGGGGACGGCUCUGAUGAGGGCGAGCUCUGCGACCAGUGCUCCCUGAACAACGGCGGCUGCAGCCAUAACUGCACCGUGGCCCCUGGCGAGGGCAUUAUCUGCUCCUGUCCCCUGGGGAUGGAGCUGGGCUCCGACAACAAGACGUGCCAGAUCCAAAGCUACUGUGCCAAGCACCUCAAGUGCAGCCAGAAGUGUGAGCAGGACAAGUACAAUGUCAAGUGCUCCUGCUACGAGGGCUGGAUGCUGGAGCCCGACGGCGAGAGCUGCCGCAGCCUGGACCCCUUCAAGCCAUUCAUCAUAUUCUCCAACCGCCACGAGAUCCGCCGCAUUGACCUGCACCGGGGUGACUACAGCGUCCUGGUCCCCGGGCUGCGCAACACCAUCGCCUUGGACUUCCACCUCAACCAGAGCUCACUGUACUGGACCGAUGUGGUGGAGGACAAAAUCUACAGGGGAAAGCUGCUUGAGAAUGGGGCUCUGACCAGUUUCGAGGUGGUGAUACAGUACGGGCUGGCCACCCCCGAGGGGCUGGCCGUGGACUGGAUCGCUGGCAACAUCUACUGGGUGGAGAGCAACCUGGACCAGAUCGAGGUGGCCAAGCUGGACGGCACCAUGCGAACCACGCUGCUGGCUGGGGACAUCGAGCAUCCCCGUGCCAUUGCCCUGGACCCCCGCUAUGGGAUCCUCUUCUGGACGGACUGGGAUGCCAGCCUGCCCCGCAUCGAGGCCGCCUCCAUGAGCGGCGCAGGCCGGCGCACCAUCCACAAAGAGACGGGCUCGGGGGGCUGGCCCAACGGGCUCACCGUCGACUACCUGGAGAAGCGCAUCCUCUGGAUUGAUGCCAGGUCGGACGCCAUCUACUCAGCCCUGUAUGAUGGGACGGGACACAUCGAGGUGCUGCGGGGACACGAGUACCUGUCACAUCCCUUCGCUGUCACCCUGUAUGGGGGCGAGGUCUACUGGACCGACUGGCGCACCAACACGCUGGCCAAGGCCAACAAGUGGACAGGGCACAAUGUGACAGUGGUGCAGAGGACCAACACGCAGCCGUUCGACCUGCAGGUGUAUCACCCGUCCCGGCAGCCCCUGGCUCCUAAUCCCUGUGAAGCCAAUGGGGGCAAAGGGCCAUGUUCCCACCUCUGCCUCAUCAACUACAACCGCACGUUGUCCUGUGCCUGCCCCCACCUCAUGAAGCUGGACAAGGACAACACGACCUGCUAUGAAUUUAAGAAGUUCCUGCUGUACGCGCGGCAGAUGGAGAUCCGGGGCGUGGACAUUGACAACCCCUACUACAACUACAUCAUCUCCUUCACGGUGCCCGACAUUGACAAUGUCACGGUGGUGGACUAUGACGCCCUGGAGCAGCGCAUUUACUGGUCUGAUGUCCGCACCCAGACCAUCAAGAGAGCCUUCAUCAAUGGCACUGGUGUGGAGACCGUCGUCUCUGCAGACCUGCCCAACGCUCACGGCCUCUCUGUGGAUUGGGUUUCCAGAAACCUCUUCUGGACCAGCUACGACGCCAACAAGAAGCAGAUCAACGUGGCGCGGCUGGACGGCUCCUUCAAGAACGCCGUGAUCCAAGGGCUGGACAAGCCUCACUGCCUGGUGGUUCACCCCCUCCACGGGAAGCUGUACUGGACAGAUGGGGACAACAUCAGUGUGGCCAACAUGGACGGCAGCAACCGCACUCUCCUCUUCACCGGCCAGAAAGGGCCUGUUGGCUUGGCCAUCGACUACCCAGAGAGCAAGCUGUACUGGAUCAGCUCCGGCAACGGCACCAUCAACAGAUGCAACCUGGACGGCAGCAACCUGGAGGUGAUCGAGUCCGUGAAGAGUCAGCUGAGCAAGGCGACCGCCCUGGCCAUCAUGGGCAACAAGCUGUGGUGGGCUGACCAGGCCUCCGAGAGGAUGGGCACCUGCAACAAGAAGGACGGGUCGGAGGUGACAGUGCUACGCAACAGCACCACGCUGGUGAUGCACAUGAAGGUGUACGAUGAGAGCAUCCAGCAAGCAACCGGGACCAACCCCUGCAGCCUGAACAACGGCGACUGCUCACAGCUCUGUCUCCCCACCUCUGAGACCUCCCGGUCCUGCAUGUGCACCGCGGGCUACAGCCUGAAGAGCGGGCAGCAGUCCUGCGAAGGUGUCGGCUCCUUCCUCCUGUAUUCGGUCCAUGAGGGGAUCCGUGGCAUUCCCCUGGACCCCAACGACAAGUCAGAUGCUCUCGUGCCCGUAUCGGGGACCUCCCUGGCCGUGGGGAUCGACUUCCAUGCAGAGAACGACACGAUUUACUGGGUGGACAUGGGUCUGAGCACCAUUAGCCGAGCCAAGCGGGACCAGACGUGGCGGGAGGAUGUCGUCACCAAUGGCAUUGGCCGCGUGGAGGGCAUCGCCGUGGACUGGAUUGCUGGAAACAUCUACUGGACGGACCAAGGUUUUGACGUCAUCGAGGUGGCCAGGCUGAACGGGUCCUUCCGCUAUGUGGUCAUCUCGCAGGGGCUGGACAAGCCACGGGCCAUCACGGUCCAUCCGGAGAAGGGGUACCUGUUCUGGACGGAGUGGGGGCAGUACCCCCGCAUCGAACGGUCGCGCCUGGACGGGACCGAGCGGAUGGUGCUGGUGAACGUCAGCAUCAGUUGGCCCAAUGGGAUCUCCGUCGACUACGAGGAUGGGAAGCUUUACUGGUGCGAUGCCCGGACAGACAAGAUUGAACGGAUCGACCUGGAGACGGGUGAAAACCGAGAGGUUGUCCUGUCCAGCAACAACAUGGACAUGUUCUCAGUGUCAGUCUUCGAGGAGUACAUUUACUGGAGUGAUAGGACUCACGCGAAUGGCUCCAUCAAAAGAGGCAACAAGGACAACGCCACAGAGUCGGUGUCCCUGCGGACGGGGAUCGGCGUGCAGCUCAAGGACAUCAAAGUCUUCAACCGGGCCAGGCAGAAGGGCACCAACAUCUGCGCCCAGAGCAACGGGGGCUGCCAGCAGCUCUGCCUGUUCCGGGGCAACGGGCAGAGGACGUGCGCCUGCGCCCACGGCAUGCUGUCUGAGGACGGGGUGAGCUGCCGGGACUACGAUGGCUACCUGCUGUAUUCAGAGCGCACCAUCCUCAAGAGCAUCCACCUGUCCGACGAGAACAACCUCAAUGCACCCAUCAAGCCCUUCGAGGAUGCGGAGCACAUGAAGAAUGUCAUUGCCCUGGCCUUUGACUACCGCUACGGCUCCAAGGGCAGCAACCGCAUAUUCUACAGCGACAUCCACUUUGGCAACAUCCAGCAGAUCAAUGACGACGGCACGGGGCGCAAGACCAUUGUGGAGAACGUGGGCUCGGUGGAGGGGCUGGCGUACCACCGCGGCUGGGACACGCUGUACUGGACAAGCUACACCACCUCCACCAUCACCCGCCACACCGUGGACCAGAGCCGCCUGGGGGCUUUCGAGAGGGAGACCGUGAUCACCAUGUCGGGGGAUGAUCACCCCCGGGCCUUCGUGCUGGACGAGUGCCAGAACCUGAUGUUCUGGACCAACUGGAAUGAGCAGCACCCCAGCAUCAUGCGUGCCACCCUCUCUGGUGCCAAUGUCCUCAUCAUCAUUGACCAGGACAUACGGACACCCAAUGGGCUGGCCAUUGACCACAAGGCUGAGAAGAUCUACUUCUCUGAUGCCACGCUGGACAAAAUCGAACGCUGUGAAUACGAUGGCUCCCACCGCCACGUGAUCCUGAAAUCGGAGCCCGUGCACCCCUUUGGCCUGGCUGUCUACGGUGAUUACAUCUUCUGGACGGACUGGGUACGCAGGGCUGUGCAACGAGCCAACAAGUACGUGGGCACCGACAUGAAGCUGCUGCGUGUUGACAUCCCCCAGCAGCCCAUGGGCAUCAUUGCCGUGGCCAACGACACCGACAGCUGCGAGCUGUCCCCGUGCAGGGUGAACAACGGCGGCUGUCAGGAUCUCUGCCUGCUCACGCCCAAAGGACACGUCAACUGCUCCUGCCGUGGCGAGCGCGUCUUGCAGGAGGAUUUCACCUGCAAAGCCCUGAAUUCCACCUGCAACGUGCAUGACGAGUUUGAGUGUGGGAAUGGCGACUGCAUUGACUUCAGCCGGACCUGCGAUGGCGUGGUCCACUGCAAGGACAAGUCGGAUGAGAAGCAGUCCUACUGCAGCAGCCGCAAGUGCAAGAAGGGUUACCUGCACUGCAUGAACGGGCGCUGCAUCGCCAGCCGCUACUGGUGCAAUGGCGUGGAUGACUGCGGGGACAAUUCGGACGAAGUGCCGUGUAACAAAACCAGCUGCGCUGCUACUGAGUUUCGCUGCCGAGAUGGGAGCUGCAUUGGGAAUUCGAGCCGCUGUAACCAGUUCAUCGAUUGCGAGGAUGCUUCAGAUGAAAUGAACUGCACCGCCACGGACUGCAGCAGCUAUUUCAAGCUGGGGGUGAAGGGCACCACGUUCCAGAAGUGCGAACACACCUCGCUGUGCUACGCUCCGAGCUGGGUGUGUGAUGGAGCAAACGACUGUGGAGACUACUCAGAUGAGCGCAACUGCCCGGGCGGGAGGAAACCCAAGUGUCCGGCCAAUUACUUUGCCUGCCCGAGCGGGAGGUGCAUCCCCAUGACUUGGACCUGCGACAAGGAGGACGACUGCGAGAAUGGAGAAGACGAGACUCACUGCAGUGAGCGGCAGGACAAGUUCUGCUACCCCGUGCAGUUUGAGUGCAACAACCACCGCUGCAUCUCCAAGCUGUGGGUGUGUGAUGGGGCAGACGACUGCGGGGAUGGCUCUGAUGAGGACAGCCGCUGCCGGCUGACCACCUGCAGCACGGGAUCCUUCCAGUGCCCAGGCACCUACGUGUGCGUGCCGGAGCGCUGGCUCUGUGAUGGAGACAAGGACUGUGCGGACGGAGCUGAUGAGACCCUCGCUGCUGGCUGCUUGUACAACAACACGUGCGACGAGCGGGAGUUCAUGUGCAGAAACCGCCAGUGCAUUCCCAAGCACUUUGUCUGUGACCACGAUGAUGACUGCGGCGACGGCUCAGAUGAGUCCCCGGAGUGUGAGUACCCCACCUGUGGCCCCCACGAGUUCCGCUGCGCCAACGGCCGCUGCCUCAGCAACAGGCAGUGGGAGUGCGACGGCGAGUUUGACUGCCAUGACCACUCGGAUGAGGCACCCAAGAACCCACGCUGCACCAGCCCAGAGAACAAGUGCAACGACUCCUUCUUCCUCUGCAAGAAUGGGAAGUGCAUCCCGGAGGCACUGCUUUGCGACAACAACAACGACUGCGCCGACGGCUCGGAUGAACUCAACUGCUUCAUCAACGAGUGUCUCAACAAGAAGCUGAGCGGCUGUUCCCAGGAGUGUGAAGACCUCAAGAUUGGAUACAAGUGUAGAUGCCAUCCCGGGUUCCGGCUGAAGGACGACGGGAAGACGUGCAUUGACAUCGACGAGUGCUCCACCACCUACCCCUGCAGCCAGAAGUGCAUCAACACUCUGGGGAGCUACAAGUGCCUGUGCAUAGACGGCUACAAGCUCAAACCUGACAACCCCACCAGCUGUAAAGCUGUCACAGAUGAAGAGCCCUUCCUCAUCUUUGCCAACCGGUACUACCUGAGGAAGCUCAACCUGGAUGGCUCCAACUACAUGCUGCUCAAGCAGGGGCUGAACAAUGCCGUGGCUCUGGAUUUCGACUAUCGGGAGCAGAUGAUCUACUGGACAGAUGUCACCACACAGGGCAGCAUGAUCCGCCGCAUGCACAUCAACGGGAGCAACGUUCAGGUUCUCCACCGCACUGGCCUCAGCAACCCCGAUGGGCUGGCUGUGGACUGGGUGGGAGGCAACCUCUACUGGUGCGACAAAGGUCGGGACACCAUCGAGGUGUCAAAGCUCAACGGCGCCUACCGCACCGUGCUGGUGAACUCGGGCUUGCGUGAGCCCCGGGCGCUGGUGGUGGAUGUGCAGAAUGGUUACCUAUACUGGACAGACUGGGGGGACCACUCCCUCAUCGGGAAGAUUGGCAUGGAUGGUACCAACCGCAGUGUCAUCGUCGACACCAAGAUAACUUGGCCCAACGGCCUCACCCUCGACUACAUCAACAGCCGGAUCUAUUGGGCUGAUGCGCGGGAGGACUACAUCGAGUUUGCCAGCCUGGAUGGCUCCAACCGGCACACGGUACUGAGCCAGGACAUCCCGCACAUCUUUGCGCUCACCCUCUUUGAGGAUUUCAUUUACUGGACUGACUGGGAGACCAAGUCCAUCAACCGGGCCCACAAGACUACGGGAGCCAACAAGACCCUGCUGAUCAGCACGCUGCACCGCCCCAUGGACAUCCACAUCUACCACCCCUACCGCCAGCCCGAUGUUCCCAACCAUCCCUGUAAGACCAACAACGCCGGCUGCAGCAACCUCUGCCUCCUCUCGCCAGGCGGGGGGCACAAGUGUGCUUGUCCCACCAACUUCUACUUGGGCAGCGAUGGCAAAACCUGCGUCUCCAACUGCACGGCCAGCCAGUUUGUCUGCAAGAACGACAAGUGCAUCCCUUUCUGGUGGAAAUGCGACACCGAGGACGACUGCGGGGACCGUUCAGAUGAGCCGGAGGACUGCCCUGAGUUCAAAUGCAGGCCAGGGCAGUUCCAGUGCUCCACUGGGAUCUGCACCAACCCAGCCUUCAUCUGUGAUGGUGACAACGACUGCCAGGACAACUCAGAUGAAGCCAACUGUGAUAUCCACGUCUGUCUGCCCAGCCAGUUCAAAUGCACCAACACCAACCGCUGCAUCCCCGGCAUUUUCCGCUGCAAUGGUCAGGACAACUGCGGUGACGGCGAGGAUGAGAAGGACUGCCCGGAGGUGACUUGUGCCCCCAACCAGUUCCAGUGCGCGAUCACCAAGCGCUGCAUCCCCCGCGUCUGGGUGUGCGACCGGGACAACGACUGUGUGGAUGGCUCAGAUGAACCUGCCAACUGCACACAAAUGACGUGUGGUGUGGACGAGUUCCGGUGCAAGGACUCGGGCCGGUGCAUCCCAGCACGCUGGAAGUGUGACGGGGAGGACGACUGCGGGGACGGGUCUGAUGAGCCCAAGGAGGAAUGCGACGAACGCACCUGUGAGCCCUACCAGUUCCGCUGCAAGAACAACCGCUGCGUGCCAGGUCGCUGGCAGUGCGACUAUGACAAUGACUGCGGGGACAACUCGGAUGAGGAGAGCUGCACACCCCGGCCCUGCUCAGAGAGCGAGUUCUCCUGCGCCAACGGCCGCUGCAUUGCCGGCAGGUGGAAGUGCGAUGGGGACCAUGACUGUGCGGAUGGCUCUGAUGAGAAAGACUGCACGCCACGCUGCGAGUUCGACCAGUUCCAGUGCAAGAACGGGCACUGCAUCCCCAUGCGCUGGCGCUGCGACGCUGAUGCAGACUGCAUGGACGGCACUGACGAGGAGAGCUGUGGCACUGGGGUUCGCACAUGCCCCUUGGAUGAGUUCCAGUGCAACAACACACUGUGCAAGCCCCUGGCCUGGAAGUGCGAUGGGGAGGACGACUGUGGGGAUAACUCGGAUGAAAACCCCGAGGAGUGCUUGAAAUUCCAGUGUCCCCCCAACAGACCGUUCCGCUGCAAGAACGACCGGGUAUGUCUGUGGAUCGGUCGACAGUGUGACGGCAUUGACAACUGUGGAGACAACACAGAUGAGAAGGACUGCGAGUCACCCACAGCCAAGCCCAAGAGCUGCAGCCAGGACAAGAAUGAGUUCCUGUGUGAAAACAAGAAGUGCAUCAGUGCCAACCUCCGCUGCAACUUCUUCGAUGACUGUGGAGAUGGCUCCGAUGAGGAAUCCUGCUCCCAUGAUCACAAGUCAUACGACUGCAUGACCAACACCACCAUGUGUGGGGACGAGGCCCAGUGCAUUCAGUCACAGUCCACCUCGUACUGUACUUGCCGCAGAGGCUUCCAGAAGGUGCCAGACAAGAAUUCCUGCCAAGAUGUCAACGAGUGCCUGCGCUUUGGGACAUGCUCCCAGCUCUGCAACAACACCAAGGGCUCCCAUGUCUGCAGCUGUGCCAAGAACUUCAUGAAGACGGACAACAUGUGCAAGGCAGAAGGCUCCGAGCACCAGAUCCUCUACAUCGCAGACGACAACAAGAUCCGGAGCAUGUACCCCUUCAACCCCAACUCGGCCUACGAACCAGCCUUCCAGGGCGACGAGAACGUGCGCAUCGAUGCCAUGGACAUCUACGUCAAGGGCAACAAGAUCUACUGGACCAACUGGCACACGGGCAGGAUCUCAUACCGGGAGCUGCCUGCCUCUUCCACUGCCUCCACCGCCUCCAACCGCAACCGGCGCCAGAUUGACGGCGGCGUUACCCACCUGAAUAUCUCGGGGCUGAAGAUGCCGCGGGGAAUUGCCAUCGACUGGGUAGCUGGGAACAUCUACUGGACAGACUCGGGGCGGGAUGUCAUUGAGGUGGCGCAGAUGAAAGGCGAGAAUCGCAAGACGCUGAUCUCGGGCAUGAUCGAUGAGCCCCACGCCAUCGUAGUCGACCCACUUAGGGGGACAAUGUACUGGUCAGACUGGGGCAACCACCCCAAGAUCGAGACGGCCGCUAUGGACGGGACACUGCGGGAGACCCUGGUGCAGGACAACAUCCAGUGGCCAACAGGCCUGGCUGUGGACUACCACAAUGAGCGGCUGUACUGGGCUGACGCCAAGCUCUCCGUCAUCGGCAGCAUCCGGCUCAACGGUACUGACCCUGUCGUGGCCAUCGACAACAAGAAGGGGCUGAGCCAUCCUUUCAGCAUUGACAUCUUUGAGGAUUACAUCUACGGUGUCACCUACAUCAACAACCGCAUCUUCAAGAUCCACAAGUUUGGGCACAAAGCUGUCACCAACCUGACGUCUGGCCUCAACCAUGCCACCGACGUGGUGCUCUACCACCAGUACAAGCAACCGGAGGUGACCAACCCUUGUGACCGCAAGAAGUGCGAGUGGCUCUGCCUGCUCAGCCCCAGUGGCCCCGUCUGCACCUGCCCCAAUGGCAAGCGCCUGGACAACGGCACCUGCGUGGUCAUUCCCUCACCCACCGUCUCCCCUGUCGUGCCCACCACCGACACCUGCGACCUGGUCUGCCUGAACGGUGGCAGCUGCUUCCUCAACGCCCGCAAGCAGGCCAAGUGCCGCUGCCAGCCGCGCUACAACGGGGAGAAGUGCCAGAUCGACCAGUGCUGGGACUACUGCCAGAACGGGGGCACCUGCGCCGCCUCCCCAUCGGGCAUGCCAACCUGCCGCUGCCCCACCGGCUUCACGGGGCCCCGGUGCAAUCAGCAAGUGUGCACUGACUACUGCCUGAACAACGGCAGCUGCACCGUCAACCAGGGCAACCAGCCCAACUGCCGCUGCCUGCCCACCUUCAUCGGGGACCGCUGCCAGUACCGGCAGUGCUUCGACUACUGUGAGAACGAGGGCAUCUGCCAGAUGACGGCCAGCGGCGCUAAGCAGUGCCGCUGCCCGCCACAGUUUGAGGGCACCCAGUGCCAGGACAACAAAUGCUCCCGGUGCCAGGAGGGCAAGUGCAGCAUCAACAAGCAGAGCGGAGAAGUCUCCUGCAUCUGUCCAGACGGCAAGAUAGCGCCCAGCUGCCUGACCUGCGACAAUUACUGCCUGCAUGGCGGUACCUGCUCCAUCAGCGACAAGACGCAGCUGCCCGAGUGCCUGUGCCCAGCCGGGAUGACAGGGAUGCGCUGCGAGGACUUCAUCGUCAGCCAGCAGCAGAGCAACCGAACAGCCUCCAUUGUCAUCCCCAUCCUGCUGCUGCUCAUCCUCCUCACCGUGGUGGCUUUUGUCUGGUACAAGUGGAGGAUUAAAGGUGCCAAGGGCUUCCAGCACCAGCGGAUGACAAAUGGUGCCAUGAAUGUGGAGAUCGGGAACCCCACCUACAAAAUGUACGAGGGGGAGCCCGACGACGACGUGGGAGAGCUGCUGGACGCAGACUUCGCCCUGGACCCCGACAAGCCCACCAACUUCACCAACCCCGUCUAUGCCACGCUGUACAUGGGCGCCCACAACAGCCGCAACUCGCUGGCUAGCACGGACGAGAAGCGGGAGCUGCUGUCGCGGGGGGCGGACGACGACCUGGCGGACCCCCUGGCAUAGGGGCAGGACAGGGGCGAAGGGCCACCGGGCCGCGGUGCCCGAGCCUGGCACAGACACCCAUGGCAGGAGGCGGGCGGGGCCGGGGGAGCCAAGAGCCACUGUAUAAAUGUACAAAUGAAGGAUUAUUACUUUUCUAUGUGAGCAGUAUUAUUACCUGUAUAUUCCCCGGUACCAGGCCUCGGCGCCUCUCAUUGCCAGAUCCGGCUUUGGUUUAUUUUAAAUCUCUUUACAUCGGGGCACCCCCCCCUCCCUCCCCUCCCACCCGCCAGACAAGCCAGCGUUUCGGAGCAGGGACGGCGCCGCGGUCGCUGUGCCGGGAUGGACUCGCUGGGGCUGCUGCAGCUGGGGCUGACGGGAGACACGGGGUCACCGCAAUGCGGGGCGCAGGCAGCAGCGGCACCGGCUGGAGGGUGGCAGAGCGGGGGGCUCGUGCUCCCCAGAUCUUGGCUCUGUCCCCUCCGCCCCUGCAGCUCCCCUCGCCGGGGGACCUGUUUCCUACACACACACCCCAAGUCUGCUGCUCCCCAGGUCCCCCUGUUCUGCAGCUUGGCCUCUGCAAGCCUCCUUGGCCCCCUCCCCCCUUUUCCAUCCCUCCCUCCUCACCUUUUCCUCCACCGCUCCCUCCCUGCCAUUCUCGGCUCUGCCCAACUGUUAGACGGGACUGGGACGGUGCCCCCACCGCUGCCCCCAGCCCCAUUGCAGUACGGAUGGGGCCUGGCCCCACGGCCCCUCGCUCCAGCUUGUCACCUGCACCUCGCCCGCUCUCCAACAUGCACAUUUUUUAACAGGAAAAAAAAAAACCCAAAAAAACAACAAAAACAUGGAAAUGACCUAGCUUUUAUAGUAGAAAUAAAUAAACGCAUGUGGGGGGAGGGCGGGGGGGCGACCCCAUCCUUUUAUUGGGGGGAAAUGUUUUAAUAAUUUUUGCUGGAUUACUUUACAACUAAACAAAACAGAUAUUGUUAUAAAUAAAAUUUUUAAAAACUGAA
This is a messenger RNA of Falco peregrinus (peregrine falcon), 14770 nucleotides long. It is a transcript of the gene LRP1, whose product is annotated as LDL receptor related protein 1. Bases 96 to 13781 code for a protein of 4561 amino acids. The transcript has 90 exons. The record is from RefSeq and is a predicted model, not a curated record. Gene Ontology annotation, molecular function: protein binding; calcium ion binding. Lineage: Eukaryota; Metazoa; Chordata; Aves; Falconiformes; Falconidae.